Molecule: messenger RNA, 1731 nt
Organism: Clonostachys rhizophaga
Lineage: Eukaryota; Fungi; Ascomycota; Sordariomycetes; Hypocreales; Bionectriaceae
Source: the annotation of a GenBank genome assembly
AUGGCUCCUUCAUUCGAGGACGUUAGUGGCUCUCUCGACACAGAGCAACGAGGAACCAAGGCCUCAAGCCAUACGAAGGCUGGCGCUACACCAACACAGUCAACGCCAUCCACUGAUAUAGAAAACGAGAAAGAGACUGAAAUUCGAGGAACUGAUGCGUUUGAUUCGGAAGAAUCUGUAACUGCGGCGCCAAUCGAAUAUCCUAAAGGAAGCCACCUCGUUCUUGUUACGACCGCUCUUGUUUUGUCGGUGUUUCUGGUGGCACUAGAUCAGACUAUUGUCGGAACCGCCAUACCCAAAAUCACGGACGAGUUCAAAGGGCUUCAAUAUGUGUCAUGGUACGGCACCGCGUACUUUAUGACCUCUGCCGGCUUUCAGUCAUCCUGGGGCAAAGUCCCAAUAUACUUCAAUCUCAAAUACAGCUUCUUGGUCGCAAUGCUGGUCUUCGAGCUAGGUAGCCUCAUUUGCGGUGUUGCCCCGACUGCUACGGCCUUCAUUGUCGGGCGCGCGAUCGCUGGCCUAGGCUGCGCGGGCAUCACAACAUGUGCCAUGACCAUCAUAGUCCUCAGCUCAAGGCCAGAGAAUGUCCCAAGAUUCAUGGGAGUCAUAGGGGCCACGUACAACAUCGGCGCGGUAUGCGGGCCUCUGAUCGGAGGCGCGUUUUCGGAGGGCGUCACCUGGCGGUGGUGUUUUUAUAUAAACCUGCCCGUCGGUGGCAUCGCACUCCUUGUUGUGCUGUUCUUCUUCCAUAAUCCUAGCCAUUCGAAGCCGAUCGACGCCACCCUUCUAGAGAAGAUUGCGAAUCUAGAUUUGGGGGGCGUGGCUCUGGCCAUGGGGGCUAUCAUCUCGUUGACAUUGGCGCUCGAGUACGGCGGACAGAAGAUGCCCUGGAACAGCAGUACCGUCAUAGGCCUUUUGGUGGGCUUCGUGGCGAUUGGCAUCGCCUUUGUGGCCUGGCAGAUCUGGCAAGGCGACCGAGGGAUGAUACCGCCACGGGUUAUCAAAGUCUUACCCAUCUGGUCCAUGUCCCUGUUCCAGUUUUUCUUUGCUGGUUCUUACAUGGUAUCGCUUUAUUAUCUGCCGAUAUACUUUCAAAGUGUUCACGGUGUCAGUCCGAUCCAGUCUGGCGUGAGAAACCUCCCCUUGGUGAUCGCUUCGGCCAUUGCGAUCCUGUUGACUGGUCAACUCGUCGCCAAAACACAGAGGACUGGACCUGUGAUGGUGUUCGGCUCCUCUCUCGCAACCGUCGCUUGCGGUCUGUUUUAUACAUUUAACACCGAUACCUCUACCGGCACAUGGAUUGGGUAUCAGAUCCUUGCUGGCGCUGCUUGGGGUAGUGGCUUUCAGAUGGCGAUCAAUACUGUCCAAGCCAAAGCAAAGCCGGCCGACCUCUCAACCGCAAUAUCUCUCAAUUUCACUUUUCAAACGUUUGGGGGAGCCUUCGGCAGCGCGGCGGCUCAGAGUGCUUUUGUGAACAUCAUGACGAGCAAGUUGGCUUCUACUGCCCCCACGGUUGAUCCCGCCACAGUCAUAUUGACUGGCUCGGCCGAGAUUCGGAAUGUUUUUGCACCUGAUCAGGUGCCUGGGAUUGUGCUUGCCUACAUGUCGGGGCUUAAAGUUACUUUUGCCCUAAUGGCCGGAUUCGCCGGAAUGUCCUUUCUCUUGAGUGGUCUACAAAGCUGGAAGAAGAUUUAUGGCGAUAAGAAACCAAGCGAUGUUAUCCCAGCCUAG